This is a messenger RNA of Ananas comosus (pineapple), 2231 nucleotides long. Its product is annotated as asparagine synthetase [glutamine-hydrolyzing] 2. Gene Ontology annotation, molecular function: asparagine synthase (glutamine-hydrolyzing) activity. The transcript is spliced from 14 exons. NCBI's taxonomy places the organism in Eukaryota, Viridiplantae, Streptophyta, Magnoliopsida, Poales, Bromeliaceae. Bases 184 to 1962 code for a protein of 592 amino acids. Gene Ontology annotation, cellular component: cytosol. The record is from RefSeq and is a predicted model, not a curated record.
UCUCUCUCUCUCUCUCUCUCUCUCUCUCUCGUCGCGGUAUCGUUUUCGAUUCGGUCUCCGAAAAGAAAGAGGCGGCUCGCGGGAGAGCGCCUUCCUCGCCCGCCACCUCCUCUUCGGAGUCCGCACGAGAGCGUACGUGCGCGCGACGGUGCGAGCGCCCGCACGGUUCCCCUCCCUGCGACCAUGUGCGGCAUCCUCGCCGUGCUCGGGUGCGCCGACACCUCCCUCGCCAAGCGCUCCCGCAUCAUCGAGCUCUCUCGCAGGCUGCGUCACAGAGGCCCUGAUUGGAGUGGCAUACACUGUUACCAGGAUUGUUACCUCGCUCACCAGCGGUUGGCUAUAGUAGAUCCUACCUCUGGAGAUCAACCACUAUACAAUGAGGACAAGUCAAUUGUUGUUACGGUUAACGGAGAGAUCUAUAAUCAUGAAGAGUUGAGAGCUAAAUUGAAGUCGCAUGAAUUCCGGACUGGGAGUGACUGUGAAGUGAUUGCUCAUCUCUAUGAAGAGUAUGGAGAGGAUUUUGUGGAUAUGUUAGAUGGCAUGUUCUCAUUUGUUCUUCUUGAUACUCGUGACAAAAGCUUUAUCGCUGCUCGUGAUGCCAUUGGCAUUACUCCUCUGUACAUGGGCUGGGGACUUGAUGGUUCAAUUUGGUUUGCUUCCGAGAUGAAAGCAUUGAGUGAUGAUUGCGAACGAUUUAUUUCCUUUCUUCCUGGGCACAUAUACUCAAGCAAAAAAGGUGAGCUUCGAAGAUGGUACAAUCCGCCAUGGUAUUCAGAACAGAUACCCUCUACUCCUUAUGAUCCUUUAAUCUUACGUAAAGCUUUUGAGAAGGCUGUUAUUAAGAGGUUAAUGACUGAUGUGCCCUUUGGUGUGCUCUUGUCUGGUGGGCUUGACUCCUCACUGGUUGCUGCUGUUGCUUCGAGGCACCUGGCAGAGGCAAAAAUUGCUAGACAGUGGGGAUCUCAAUUGCAUACAUUUUGCAUUGGAUUGAAGGGUUCUCCUGAUCUGAAAGCUGCGAGAGAAGUCGCUGAUUAUCUUGGCACUGUCCACCACGAGUUUCACUUCACAGUGCAGGAGGGCAUUGAUGCACUCGAAGAAGUCAUUUACCAUAUAGAGACAUAUGAUGUGACCACAAUUAGGGCAAGCACUCCGAUGUUUUUGAUGUCUCGUAAAAUCAAAUCGUUGGGGGUAAAGAUGGUACUAUCUGGUGAAGGUUCUGACGAAAUAUUUGGCGGUUACCUGUAUUUCCACAAGGCACCUAACAAGGAGGAGUUUCACUUGGAAACAUGUAGAAAGAUUAAAGCUCUUCAUUUGUAUGAUUGCUUGAGGGCUAACAAGUCCACUUCAGCAUGGGGUCUAGAGGCUCGUGUUCCCUUUCUUGACAAGAACUUCAUCAAUAUAGCGAUGGACAUUGAUCCUGAAUGGAAGAUGAUACGACAUGAUCUUGGCCGAAUUGAAAAGUGGGUUCUUCGAAAUGCAUUUGAUGAUGACAAGGAUCCAUAUCUGCCAAAGCAUAUUCUUUACAGGCAGAAGGAACAGUUUAGUGAUGGAGUGGGGUACAGUUGGAUUGACGGUUUAAAGGACCAUGCAAAUCAACACGUUUCAGACGCCAUGUUGAUGAAUGCAAGCUUUGUUUAUCCUGAGAACACUCCUACCACAAAAGAAGCAUACUACUAUAGGACAAUAUUCGAGAGGUUCUUCCCCAAGAAUGCUGCGAGGUCAACCGUACCGGGAGGGCCCAGUGUGGCGUGCAGUACGGCCAAGGCAGUUGAAUGGGACGCGGCCUGGUCUAAAAACCUGGACCCAUCCGGCCGUGCGGCACUCGGUGUACAUGCCGCUGCUUACAAGGAUGUUGCGCCAGAAAAUGCUACAGCUUACGCGGACUCCCCAUCAGUGAAUGGUUUUCCUCCAACUCACAAGGAUGGUAUGAUUGAAGUCGCUGCCUCUGCUACUGCUCGUUGAGGAAAUGCUUUCCUCGAGAGGACAAAUGAUGAGGAAUAAUACUGAUAGAAACGACGGUUAAUAGACAGAUUUUUAUUUUUACGUUCGAGACUCGUUGAUCUCACCUGUAACUUAUACUAUCCUAGAUGAACAUUUCUUGUGCUUGUUUUAUUUGCAGUUUUUGUAGGAAUAGACAGAUUGUUUAUGUCCAGCAGCUUUGUAAUUAUCUGUUUAAUAUGUGUGAACUCUUUUUAGUUUUCCUCUAAAAACGUGUCCUUUUUAUGCGUGCA